AUGAAUUCUGCGUUCGUGGGCUCUGAUGAACAGCGAGGGUCAUUCGCCUAUGAUAAAUACUCUAUCCACUGCGUUGUGCCUUUGCAUCUGGAGCUUCGCGAUUGGUACGGGGUGGUAGGCGUCGAACACUUAUUGCCCGCGAGAUAUUUAGUCCGUUCUGUCCCCAGAGACCAAAGCUUCCAUCGCCGCUGUCCGCAUACAGACAUGAUUUCCCUAGAGAGCACGCUGGCCUGCCUUAUCUACCGAGUAUUGCAUCAAGAAUACGCUAAGAGCAAUGCCAGCUUACAAAAGGAUGAUGGUUUGAAAAUUUGCAUGAAGAACCAAAACAACUCAGGCGCAGGAACCAAAAAUGCAGGGUCUGCAUUCAAUUUCGAGAUCCGAAACCAUAGCGUACGAAGUACGGGGAUAGAGCGGGACCCUGAAAAGACACGCCAAAACGGGCACGAGCAUUUUCUUCACCCUUAUACGGAGACUCACUCCGUUCAUGGCCCUGCCCUCUUUAGCUCCCGUCCGUUUGUUUUCAACGGUCAAGCUAAGGGUAACUAA
Colletotrichum acutatum is the source of this 546-nucleotide messenger RNA. RefSeq lists its product as uncharacterized. The record is from RefSeq and is a predicted model, not a curated record. Lineage: Eukaryota; Fungi; Ascomycota; Sordariomycetes; Glomerellales; Glomerellaceae. The transcript is spliced from 2 exons. Bases 1 to 546 code for a protein of 181 amino acids.